Messenger RNA from Petromyzon marinus (sea lamprey), 5078 nucleotides. The record is from RefSeq and is a predicted model, not a curated record. Lineage: Eukaryota; Metazoa; Chordata; Hyperoartia; Petromyzontiformes; Petromyzontidae.
UGUGUGUGUGUCUGUGUGUGUGUGUGUCUGUGUGUCAGUAUAUAAAUCGACGUACGUCAGGAUCCCUCGCGUGAACAACCCCGCACCGUCAGCUCCUGCGGCUGAGACGGAGGUCUCGAGGAGUGAAAUUCUUCCUGCGCUGCUCUCGUAGCAAGGAGGAAGGGGAAAGUGGAAAGACCACAACACAAGAGCUUUAAACCGCACACACACACAAAACACAAUUAGAUAAUACAACACACACACAUACAAUAAUUGGUUUUGUUUCAGAAGAAGAUCGAUGACAAUUCGAAUUUAGAGGGGAAGGAACAAUGCCUCUGCCGGCGGUGGUGGUGGUGGUGGCGGUGUUGGCGCUGCAAAUUGGGAACGGAGCCGGGAGCAGUGUGGGACGUCAGUUCUUCGGCGCAUUUAUGCAGAACUACUUGGAGGGAGUCGACGCACUUGUGGUGGACUUCGCCAGCUACGACAGCAGCGCUCAGGUCACCGUCUCGGUCCCCGCGGUGAACUUCUCGCAGACCGUCCUCCUGCCUCCCUUCUCCAUCGGCAAUGUAUCCAUCCCGGUAACGGCAGAGAUCGCAGAGAACGGCAUCGUCACCAACAAGGUCGUGUCCGUUCGUUCUGACAGUGACAUCUCAGUGUGGGGCAUGUCCAAACGAAUUGCAACAACCGAUGGGUUCAUGAUGAUCCCUGAGCAGGAGCUGGGAACAGAAUAUUACGUAGUCGCUCCUGUGUCUGGUCGGUUAACCCUGAACGAAUUCGCGAUAGUCAGUCCCUACAACAACGUGACGGUGCAGAUGAUUUUGAGCGGAAAUGUGAUUUUCAACGGUGUGACGUACUCCAACGAACUGAACAUCACUCUACAAGAGAACGAGGUCGUGCAGUUCCAAGGAUCAUCUCUGACUGGGACCAGGGUACUCUCGAGUCAACCUGUGGCCGUGUUCAGUGGAGAUCGGUGCAUCGCAGUCCACACAGCCUGCAAUUUUGUGACAGAGCAGCUCUUGCCAGUACCGCAGUGGGGCUCCUCUUACCUGGUCUUCCCUGUGUCCAUCAAGUCAACAGACGACAGCGUCAUCAUCACCUCGCCUACGAGCGCGAGCAUCAGUGUCAAUGUCAGUGUUGGUGGAAAUUUCAUAACCUACACGUUGACCAAUUACGAUCGCAUCAGCGUUCCUGUAUAUGCAAACCAGAUUUUGUCUAUAAACUCAUCUGUGAACGUAGGGGUCAUGUACAUAUGCCAGGGUGGGUCUACAACUCUAGGGGAUUACAUGGAUCCGUUCCAGAUGAGCAUCAUACCAACCAGCAAGUUCUCUAACAAGUACCUGUUUGCAAAUCAACCAGGUUUCACGAACAUUUUAAUCGUGAUCGCCAAGGAUGCAGACAAAUGUGGGAUCAUCAUGAACAACGAGGCACUGUGCGAUAAGAUCCAGUGGGUCCGGACAAACGACCUCCAGUUCGUGGCCGGGGAGUUGAACCUGGGAAGUGUGAAUCAGCAGUUCCUGGUGGAACACGCGACUCAGACGUUUGGGCUCUACCUCUAUGGGGUGGCAUCCUACGACUCAUUUGGCUACGUCCUCAGCUACGGCAACCUAAGAGGGAACGGAGUCGGGAGCAGUGUGGGACGUCAGUUCUUCGGCGCAUUUAUGCAGAACUACUUGGAGGGAGUCGACGCGCUUGUGGUGGACUUUGCCAGCUACGACAGCAGCGCUCAGGUCACCGUCUCGGUCCCCGCGGUGAACUUCUCGCAGGCCGUCCUCCUGCCUCCCUUCUCCAUCGGCAAUGUAUCCAUCCCGGUAACGACAGAGAUCGCGGAGAACGGCAUCGUCACCAACAAGGUCGUGUCCGUUCGUUCCGACAGUGACAUCUCAGUGUGGGGCAUGUCCAAACGAAUUGCAACAACCGAUGGGUUCAUGAUGAUCCCUGAGCAGGAGCUGGGAACAGAAUAUUACGUAGUCGCUCCUGUGUCUGGUCGGUUAACCCUGAACGAAUUCGCGAUAGUCAGUCCCUACAACAACGUGACGGUGCAGAUGAUUUUGAGCGGAAAUGUGAUUUUCAACGGUGUGACGUACUCCAACGAACUGAACAUCACUCUACAAGAGAACGAGGUCGUGCAGUUCCAAGGAUCAUCUCUGACUGGGACCAGGGUACUCUCGAGUCAACCUGUGGCCGUGUUCAGUGGAGAUCGGUGCAUCACAGUCCACACAGCCUGCAAUUUUGUGACAGAGCAGCUCUUGCCAGUACAACAGUGGGGCUCCUCUUACCUGGUCUUCCCUGUGUCCAUCAAGUCAACAGACGACAGCGUCAUCAUCACCUCGCCUACGAGCGCGAGCGUCAGUGUCAAUGUCAGUGUCGGUGGGAAUUUCACAACCUACACGUUGACCAAUUACGAUCGCAUCAGCGUUCCUGUAUAUGCAAACCAGACUUUGUCUAUAAACUCAUCUGUAAAUGUCGGGGUCAUGUACAUAUGCCAGGGUGGGUAUACAACUCUAGGGGAUUACAUGGACCCAUUCCAGAUGAACAUUAUACCGACCAGCAAGUUCUCAAACAAGUACCUGUUUGCGACUCAACCAGGCUUCACGAAUAUUUUAAUCGUGAUCGCCAAGGAUGCAGACAAAUGUGGGAUCAUCAUGAACAACGAGGCACUGUGCGAUAAGAUCCAGUGGGUCCGGACAAACGACCUCCAGUUCGUGGCCGGGGAGUUGAACCUGGGAAGUGUGAAUCAGAAGUUCCGUGUGGAACACGCGACUCAGACGUUUGGGCUCUACCUCUACGGGGUGGCAUUCUACGACUCAUUUGGCUACGUCCUCAGCUACGGCAACCUAAGAGGCGGAGUCUGUCGCAUCAACCCAUCCGGCGCGAGCGGCACCGUCCGCUUCGCCGAUUUGCUCGCGAGGCCCAACGUCGGUGACUGCCUCUGGACCAUAACCGGCGGGCCGGGUACGGCCGUGACCCUUCGCUUCCAGACGUUCAGUCUGCAGGCGGGUGCCGAGGUCGUCUAUGUCUACGAUGGGCCAUCCGCGGACUCGCCGCUCCUGGGGAAGUACGCCGGCGACGGAGUCCCAGCUCCCAUCAUCUCGUCCUCCAACGCCUUGUCCGUGAGGGCCACGUACGACACGCGGGGAAUCGCCGGCAACUUCAGCGCGUUUUACAGGGUGGGGUCACCGUGCAGGGAGACGCUCGUCGGCGGCCAGGGGUCGCUGUCGUCGUCCAACUUCUCCGCGGCCGGCGAGAGGAGCGCCCUGUGCCGGUGGACCGUCCAGGUGGACCCCAGAUACGAGGUCAAGCUGAGGUUCCAGCAAUUCAACUUGUCUUCCGACCCCGACUGCGUGGACGAGUCGCUGACCGUCUACGACGACAACGGCGACUCGCUGGGCGUGUUCUGCGGCGGCGGCGUGAGACCGCCCGGCCUGCGCUCGUCCGCCAACAGACUCCACCUCGUGCUCGACUCUCUGUGGGGGCUUCAAGGGGACGGAGUUGUCGUGAACUUCGAAACGAUGAAUCCCAUUAAGGUCUCGACAAGCUGCGGCAUCGCCAACGCGUCGGUCCUGAGCGCCUGGCCCUGGCAGGUGACCAUCACGAGGCUUGGGGACGACCUGCAGUGCCUCGGCUCCCUGCUGUCCAACUCCUGGGUGGUGACAGCGGCGAGCUGCCUGCUAGAGAGCCCCAACAACUACACCUGGAUCUGCGCCACGGUCUCGGGCGAGCGUCUGGCGGCGACGUCCGUGGCGGUCCACCCCAAGUUCUCCGCGGCGACCGGCGGCGGCCACGACGUCGCUAUGCUGCGGCUGGGCCAGCCGGCCACGUUGGGGCCGGCGGCAGCCCAGGCGGUGUGCCUGCCCAGGCGACACGAGCAGAGCCCCACGCUGGGACGCAGCUGCCAGGCGCUGGGCUUGAGGCGCAGCGACGGCUCUGUGUCGGCCCCCGCCGCUGAGGGCAACGUGCGCGUGGUGAACGAGUCACUGUGCAGGCAGGCAUGGGGCAACUUCACCCGCGCGAUGAUGAUGUGUGCAGCCAAGCGUCAGGGUUGGGCCAGUAGCUGUCAGCUGGGCCAGGGCGGUGGCGUCUUCUGCCUGGGCACGGACAGGAGGUGGUACCUGACAGGCAUCGACAGCCACCGUGCCGACUGUGCAAACGCCACCCAGCCGGCCGCCUACGGGCGCGUGUGGAAAUCCCUCGCCUGGAUCGAGGGGAACCUCCCUUACUGACGACGGCGAAGCGCCUCUGGCUCUGCUCUCAGCCGGAUAACCGGAUAGCUAGCCAGCCAGAUAUCCAGAUAGCAAGUUAACCCAAUAGCCAACUAGCCAGAUAGCUAGCCAGCCAGAUAGCCAGAUAGCCAGCUCGCCAGAUAACCGGCUAGCCAGCCAGCCAGAUAUCCAGAUAGCAAGUUAACCAGAUAGCCAACUAGCCAGAUAGCUAGAAAUCCAGAUAGCCAGAUAGCCAGCCAGCCAGAUAUCCAGAUAGCAAGUUAACCAGAUAGCCAACUAGCCAGAUAGCUAGAAAGCCAGCUAGCCAGAUAACCAUCUAGCCAGCCAGCUAGAUAUGCAGAUAGCAAGUUAACCAGAUAGCUAACUAUCCAGAUAGCUAGCCAGCCAGAUAGCCAGAUAGCCAGCCAGCCAGAUAUCCAGAUAGCAAGUGAACCAGAUAGCCAACUAGCCAGACAGCUAGCCAGCCAGAUAGCCACAUAGCCAGAUAGCCAGCUCGCCAGCCAGCCAGAUAGCUAGCUAGCCAGAGAGCUAGCCAGCCAGAUAGCCAGCUAGCCAGAGAGCCAGAUGACCAGCUAGCCAGCCAGACAGCUAUCCAGAUAGCAAGUUAACCAGAUAACCAACUAGGCAAAUAGCUAGCCAGCCAGAUAGCCAGAUAGCCAGCCAGCAAGACAGCCACAUAACCAGUUAGCCAGCCAGCCAGAUAACCACAUAGCCAGUUAGCCAGCCAGUCAGAUAGCCACAUAGCCAGCUAGCCAGCCAGCCAGAUAGCUAGCUAGCCAGCUAACCAGCUAGCCAGGCAGACAGAUAGCUAGUUAGACAGAUAGCCAGCUAGAUAGACAGCUAGCUAGAUACCCAGCCAGCUAGACACCCAGCCAGCUA